Messenger RNA from Daktulosphaira vitifoliae (grape phylloxera), 2377 nucleotides. Its product is annotated as nibrin. Bases 149 to 2206 code for a protein of 685 amino acids. Gene Ontology annotation, molecular function: protein binding; damaged DNA binding. The transcript is spliced from 11 exons. The record is from RefSeq and is a predicted model, not a curated record. NCBI's taxonomy places the organism in Eukaryota, Metazoa, Arthropoda, Insecta, Hemiptera, Phylloxeridae. Gene Ontology annotation, cellular component: Mre11 complex. Gene Ontology annotation, biological process: mitotic G2 DNA damage checkpoint signaling; double-strand break repair via homologous recombination.
AACUGAUACAAAAUAUUAUGAUUCUAACUCAUUAAAUGUGAUUACUUAAAUAAUCAAAACUAUUAUGUCGUUAAUGUCGAGUUUUGUAUAAUGCUCAGUUAUCGAAAAUAUUAAUUUGGUUUACGUUAUUCAAAAGGCUAAUAAUAAUAUGUCAUCCAAUGCAAUAAAUUCAAGUUUAUUAACAUUACAGUGUGAAAAAUCUGGAAAAUGUUAUGACUUAUUAAAAAAAGAAACUAAUGUAGUGGGUAGAUUUGGAUUUGAUGGUGACUUAGAAAUACCAGAUGAUUUGUCUGUCAGUCGAUUUCAUGCUGUAAUUUCUGUUACAAAAAAAGUAGUAAAUAAUUUUGUGGAAAUCAAUAUUGAAGUUAUCGAUAAAAAUUCUAAGUUUGGAACAUUCAUAAAUGAAGGUAUUGAUAAUAAUGUUAGUAUUAAAAGUGGAAUUCCUAAAGUUUUAAAAUUACAUGAUAAAAUUCGUUUUGGAAGAAUUGACAGCAUUUGGGUGGUUAAAGAAUUUCAAGUAAUAGUUUGUCCUUCUACAUUAACUAAACCAGAUAAAGAUAAUUUAAAAAAAUUAAUGACAAAACUUGGUGGAAUUAUGGUAAGGGAAUGGUCAGAUGAAUGUGUUCACCUUUGUAUGAACUCUAUUACAAUAACUGAAAAGGCCUUGCUUUGUUUAGCAUCAGCAAAACCAAUUGUGACUCUUCAAUAUUAUUUUGAUCUUUAUAAAGCCUUAUUGCCUAAUUCUAUGAUUACUCUUCCAUUUUGUGAUGGUUACAUACCUCCUUUAAAAGAAGCACUUCUAAAUACAGAGUUUAUUUCAUUUAAUGUCAUAAAUAAGCGAAAAAGACUUUUUGGUGGUCUUACAUUUAUAUGUUCUACAAAAGAACAAUUAGUUCGCAUUGAAAAGAUGGUAAAAUAUGCAGGUGGUGAAGCCAUACAUUUUUUAGAUUGUAACAUAAGUAUUGAAGAAAUUUUAAAUUCUUCAUCAUACAUAUUAAUGCAGCAAGAUCCCUUUAAUAUGAAAGAUGUUGACAAGUACUCAACAAUUAUAAAAAAUUUGGAAGUUAAAAAUAAAAGACUGAUACCAGAGAAUGACAUUGGUUUAAGUAUUAUCAAUGUUAACACAAAAAAACACUGCAAUCCCAGUCAUAAAUUUACCUUGGUAAAUUUGCAAUCCCAAGCAAGCAAUUUGGAUACUCCUAUAGAUUUAGUUCCAGAAACUGAGGUAGUAUUUUUUAAUGAGAGCAAAACUUGUUCUGUUAAUAUUAUUCAAGAUUCACAAGUUUCACAACAAAGAUUCAAAAGGCCCUGUGAAGAAUAUUCAGAUUCAGAGGAAAUUAUUUUUUCCAGGAAGAGAACCCCAAUUAAUGAAGAAGUAAAUAUUAAACACGAAAUAAAAGGAGAAAUUCAAGAUGAAAACUUCGAAGAAGAAUUUAAAAUAGAAAUAACAGACAACAUAGAUAGUUUAAAAAAUGAAAAUGUGGAACCUGAUUUACUUAAAAAUAGCUACUCAUUAAGCACUGAAUUAAAAAAUCUAUCCACAAUUGAAAAUUCUUGUAUAGCUACAAUACAACCAUCACAAGAACAAUUGAUUGAAACAAAAACUAAUAUGUUUAACUCAAAUUGUACUGAUGUUGCUAAAUCUGUUAUACAUCAAUACAGUUUAGCUAGUAAUAGAACUAAAAGGAAAAUACAUGAUACUAGAACCAUAUUUAAUGAUAAUUAUGAUGAAGAUGACUUAUUUGAUUAUAAAGAUAUUGAUGAAAUAGAAGGACCUCCACCUAAAAAAAAAACACAAAAUAGUUUAUUGCAAUCUUUUUUUUGUUUACCAGAGUCUUCUGUUAAAAAGGAAGUUGUAUCAAGUGAGAAAACUGAUGUUAAAUCAAUAAUAGACCCUGAUUAUAUAAUGAAGAAUUUAUUAGCAGAUGUCAAAGAUGAUGCACAGUUUAUUGAUACCAGCAAUUUAAUUUGCAAUCAAUCAAGUUGUAAUGAAUUGAAUCAAUCAGAAAAUAAAGACUUAAUAAAUUCAGUAAUCACUGAAACUAGGUGUAUGGUUGUAUCAAAAUCAGCUAAUAAACUAACCAACUCUACUUCUUUUCAGAAUGGAUGUUCCUUACCAAAUUUCAAAAAGUUUAAAAAAGUAGGACCUACAAUUCGUAUUCCAUAUAUUGUUCCAUUAACAUUCAGUCAAUUUGAUUCUGAAUAAUGUGUUCAAGUUGGUUUUUUAUUUUUAAUAUUAUAAAAAUCUUCUAAUUACUACAAAUGUUUUAUUUAAAAAUGGAUAUUUAUUUUUCUUUUUUAAGGAUUAUUAACCACAUAUUAAUGUAUUAAUAUUAAAUAAUUUAAUAAAACAUAAAGUUUUACCCACUCAAUUACU